Molecule: messenger RNA, 7095 nt
Organism: Seminavis robusta
Lineage: Eukaryota; Bacillariophyta; Bacillariophyceae; Naviculales; Naviculaceae
Source: the annotation of a GenBank genome assembly
AUGAGGAGUCUGUUUGGUGCAUCACCGCAUCGGGUGCGGCACAACAAUUCUCGUGAUUCUCAGGAAGGUCGCAAAAACAGCGGCGGCUAUGGCGAAUCCGAACAAGCCAAGCGCCGGUCCUUUGCGUUCAUGAAGUACAGUCCGGACCGACGAUCUUCGGCGUCCAUGAGAGCCUCAAGAGAACAUGCCCGACAAAUCGCUAUGCAACUGAGCAUGAAUGAACCAGAAGCAGCUCCUCCCAGCCGCAAAAGCAAAAGCAGCAAAAAGAACAAGAUGACGGCGUCCACCUUUCAACCAAGCUUUCCAGAGCCAUCCGCAUUUGAUGAUUUUAAUCCGUUCGGUCAUGAUCAACAACUGGGCAGUAGCAACAGCUUUAGUAAUGGCAGUGCGGCCAUGGGAUCGAGCAAAUCACUCGCGCCUCCGCCUCAAGAGGACUUUUUUGCUCAAGCUCCCAAGCCAAAUCCCAACUUUCAACGAAAAGCCAGCAAUGGCAGUAGCCACAGAUCCUCUGGAAGUGGCGGGUUCCCUGUGCGCGACAAUUCGUUCGACACGGAGAGUGUGGCCAGUUCUGUAGCCUACGACAUGGACUUUUUGCCCAUUCAGGCAUCGCAGAGGGACCAACGGAAAUCCAGUCGAGGACGACCGCCCCGAAGCAAGGCACCGUCGACGACGGGAAGUGAAAUCAGUUUUGGUUCCACAGCGUCGUCGUCCAUCCAGUGGUCCGCUCAGUCACAGCAACAACUCACUAUUCAACAACACCAACCAGCUCCCAAAUCCAUGUCCACCUUUCCCUCAAACUCGUCCAUGCAAGCUAAUUUUGCUCAGCAGACAUCACCACACCAUGUUGCUAGCAGCAGCGCCCCCAUGAUGAUGCCAAGUCCACCGGGGUCAGCCGGUGGGGCCGCUGCCAGGAGGCGAAUGAGGAGCCAGUUGCGACAUGGAUCGUCGGGUGCGUCGUUGCAGGGAUCAGACACGGCCAGUUGCGAAGGAACUCCACCGCCCUCUCCGGGAAGUACCAGGCGUACCAUCUUUUCCAGCAAUGGAUCUGUUGGCUCCAACAAUGGCAUGGGGAAUUCGUCGACGUCCAAUCGAAAUCGCGUCGCUUCUUACGCCAUGUCUUCAUCACAAAACUGGCAGGCAUCGCCAUCUCCUUCCUUUCGUGGAAAUGCAUCCGUGUGUUCCUCCGUGGCUGAUUCGGACAUUGACUUGUUUGACAAUGGUGGGGGAGGCUUUACGUUUGACGCCUUUGGAUUGGAUCCUUCGGAGAUUGAUCGGGAAGUACAAGAAGCCGUGCAGGCUCUGGAAGGAUCCAAGCGGGGGAUCUUUGGAGGCUACACGCCGUCUGCAAAUCCAGCACUCUCCGAGGCCGGAACUGUCAAUACUAGCACCAUUAACAACAAGCCUCAGGACGCUAGUGGGGACGACUUUGCGCCACAAGCAUGGGAUUCACCUCCUGGCAGUCGAAGGUCCACACCAACACCAAAGGAAGACGAUGACGGCUUUGAAAAUGGCUUUCGUGUUUCCAAGCCGUCUCCAUUACCUCUGAUUUCGGUUCAUCGAGAGUCGCCAGUCUCAUCGGAGCGCUCUUCGAGCUUGUCUAGCAUUACUGACCACAACACAGAUGGAGCUCCAAGACGAAACGUUUUCAAGGAAAAGGCAGGAUUCACGUCGAGUAGCAAUGAUGCUCCAAGACGCCCACGACCUUCGCCAUCUCAAGCCCCUAAAAAGCAAUGGGUGCCGCCCCCUGGAGCCAUCAAGAUAUACUGGAAAGGCCGCUUGACCCAUAUGCCCGACUCAUUCGAAGGGGACCCAAACAGCCAGACUCAACAAAAGCCUGCACUGAAAGAGCAACCUCAACCGCCAAAUGGAGCCAAUCGAGUCCCACGAUCUGAUUCUGCGGCCGCAACUGGAGGGAAGAAAUGGCAAUCUGCAGCGGCAAAGUAUGCUGCUCCACCAUCUCAACGGGGCAAACCGCAGCCAGCAGCGAACUAUUCGCGAGAGUCGUCAUUUCGAAAGGAACAAGAAGAAAAGAAGGAUGACGAUACUUCUGAAGAAAGGGACAAUCAUACUGACACAACUGACGCCACGACCACUGCAGAAACCGAUCCUUCUCCGCUGCAACCAUUGCAAGCUCCUUCGUCACAGCAGCAACCAAUAAAACCACAGAAACUCUCUCCAGCGCAACAGGCAGGUUUAAAGCUUGACAGCUUGGAAAAACUAGUAGCAGAGCUGCAAGAUGAGGAAGAAGAUGCACUGAGGGGGAAGGUGCAGUCACCACAAGAGCAGCGUAGAAAGGAGCUGGAUGAUUUACGAAAUGGCACUGCUCCCUCCGGACUAAAGUCCCAAACAUUUUUGCAUCACGUAAAUCAGGAUGCAGCGAAACUGAAGCCGCAACAAGAACGUGUGAAGGAGUGCAACGGCCAACGGUCUUCCUUUGCAAGUCUUCGCGAACGGUUGAAGGCGGCACCCAUGGAGGUAGAACCGCCCAACAAGGGACUACACAGCAACGACAGUCAGCAUCAGCCUGCUGGUUUCAACUCUCAAAUAUCGCCACAAUCUGCUGCCUCAAGGUCAGAAGUCGGCGUAUCGUCGUUUACGAGACAGAAAAUGAAGAUCGCAUCAAUGUCGUCUUCAGCCUCAAAGUCGGAAGCAAGCUAUCCUAAAUCGCCCCGAUUCUCGAAUUCACAGCAUCCUCAGGUCAAUGCUGUCUUGAACCGAGUGCGAGGGAUGGAUACGAUGGGCACCUCUAAACCAGGCACCUCGCCAACUGCAACAACGUCUACUCCGGCAUUUAUGGCAGUGAAACUGCGCAAAACUAGCCCUCCAGCGGCCAUCCAGCCAAGCAAAAGUGCUAGCAGCGACCACCAUGAUCAACACUCUCCAAGCGCGACAUCUCGACCUAGGGCGCUGUCGUAUCGUGAACGCAGAGAGAUGGAACUGCAGCAACAGCAACAACAGGAUUGCUCGAGUGUUUCGCCUCGGUCCCCAUCCAUGGCACAAAAGCUGGCUCAACAACAGGCCCACCAUCAGUACCAGAGACAAGAAGAGGCGGAUGAAAGGAGUCAGGGCGCAAGGGGAGGUUAUCAGGUGAGCGUUCUUCCUCCAAGGGAAGAGAAACCAGCUUCUCCGAAGAAGCUGACUUAUCGGGAGCGAAGGGAACUCGAACUGGCUAAAGAACGAGAGGCAAAGGAGCAGCAGGAACAAUCACAGAAAUCUCAGGAACCUCCGAAAAGGGAUGUCGCUGACUUGAUUCGUCGGCGAAUUGCGGCCAACAAGGGCAAGAAUGUUUUAUCACCCACAAACGAUAGUCAGAUGUCAUCAUCGGUGAUCGGUCGCGAUCGCCUACGUCCAACUCGUCCUGCUGCUGGCGAGGAAUCGAGUUCGACCGAGGCCGAUCGUGAAAGCAUCUAUGCCCCCACCGAUGAAGUUGGCGCUAGUUUUGACUACAGAACUACUCAACGUCUCGCACAGGCUUCGUUGGACAGCCUCGAAAAACAGAACAGAAUAUCGCAAAAUCGAAUGCCGGGCACCUUGCGUGAAAACAGUGGGAGCUUUGAAGAGCAAAAUAGUUUGCCUGCCUCACCGCGACACUCGAUGCCAUCUCGUCACUCAGCGGAAACGUCACCGCGGCGUCCUCAAGCAGAACCACCAAUGCAACAUGCUGACGGCAGUCACCAUUUGGGACCAGGUUAUGAAGGAGGUGUGGCAUCGUUGCACUCCCAGCUGAAGCAGUUGAGGGACGACGAAGCGGAGCAAGAGGACGAACAGCAGCCACCAACAUAUUCUUCCAACUUUGAGCAAGAAGAAUCACUGCCAGUGCCUCCGUCACGACCUGCCUCAAGUGAAGGAGGAUUGUCUGCAUUGCAUGCGCAGCUGAAAGAUUUGCAAAUUCAGGAACCUCAAACUGACAUGGAAGAAGAGCACCAACAGGAAGCACCAUCAGAUACCAAACAAGCGUCAAAUAGACUCCAAGCGUUUGUGGAAGGAAAGCCAACUAUGGAAAAACUUGAAGUCAAUACUGCAUAUAGCCAGACCAGCGAACCACUUAGCAGCCCAUCACGGACACCAAAAGCAACGUAUGCCAUGUUGAACGCAUUCUUGCACGGAAGAGAGACUGUUUCUGAACAAGCCGACCCCGCACACAAUGAACAUGUUGACGAAGAAGAAGAACCUCGACCUGUGGGAUCCCCAAAGAAGAGCACGGCACCGAGCUCUUCUUCUGGAGGUAUCUCCGACGGGCGUCCGGCUUUGAAAGAUGACCCUAAAUACGCCAGGUAUUUCACCAUGCUCAAGAUUGGGAUGCCCAUGGACGUUGUGAAGCAUGCUAUGGUGAGAGACAAUCUUGACCCAUGUGUGAUGGAUGGUAAUCAUAACAAACCUGCUUGCACGGGAAUUCCGUUGAAGGAUGAUCCGAAGUAUAUCAAAUACUUCAAGAUGCUGAAGAUCGGCAUGCCUAUGGAGGCCGUCAAACACGCCAUGGAACGUGAUGGCCUGGAUUCAACUGUCAUGGAUCAAGAUCAUAACAUGCCUGUUGACUCGAGCCAGGGCAAGAAGGAUGAUGCACCCAAGGAGAAAGAUUCCCAUCGUCGGGCGCGUCUGCAUUGGAAGCCUCUGCAGGCCAUUCGUCGCAACUCGCUGUGGGCAAAAAUUGACGAGGAUCCGGAAAUGACUAAUCUUGAAAUCGACGAGGCUGAGUUUGCUGAGUUAUUCCAACUUGAAAUUCAACCAGAGGGACAGCAGCAAGACAAGAAGGGAAAACGGUUAAGAAGCCCUAGAAAAGGUGCCGCUGUGCGAGUUAUCGACCCCAAGCGUGCCAACAAUGGCGGUAUCAUUCUUGCCCGUCUCAAAAUGAGCCACGAUGAUAUGGCCGAUGUCGUUGACAGAAUCGACGAAAACUGCAUGACGGCCGAGCAGAUUGAGCAUAUUAUCGAAUACUUGCCAUCACGCGAGGAGCGCAAGGCGCUCGAAGCAUACAUGCUAGAAGGAGGCCAAGACGCGGCAGAGAAGUUCGACGGGCUCUGUGAAUGUGAAAAGUUCAUGGUCUCCAUGAUGACUGUGAAACAUGCGAAGAGAAAAGUUCGAGCAUUGCUAUUCAAGUUGCAGUUCGAAAGCUGUUUGGAGGCUCUAUACCAAGAAACCAACACUGUCGAGACCUCCUGUGACGAACUCAGCAACUCUGUUCGUCUUCGCCAGCUUCUUGGUAUCGUUCUGACGUUUGGAAAUCGUUUGAACACGGCUGGGAAGGGCAAAAAGACAAAGGCCGGGGCUUUCUCACUGGACUCGCUCCUGAAGCUUAACCAGGCCAAAGCAUUUGACAAGAAAACUACGUUUCUGCAAUACAUUGUUCUGAUUGUACAGAGGAACAACGAGCUACUGCUUCGUUUCAAGGAUGAUUUGCCCACCGUUUUCAAAGCUGACAAGGUGUUCUGGGAUCAAUGUGUCUCUGACCUGGAAGAGGUCGAGAACCAGCUUGAGAAUGUACGCAGGAUAUCCCUUUAUCAAGCGCGGCAAGCCUCGAAAUUCCGUAGGAAGAAAAAGAAGCACCACGAUGAAGACGAGGACGAAGAAAGCAUCAGCGACAUGUCCCUGUCUCUGGAAGAGGAGGUCGAGGCUUUGAGAGCAACUCCAAUUGGAUUGUUUACCCUCUCAGCCAUCAAGAAAGUUUCAUUUCUUCGGGACCGUGUCGAGGGAACCAAGGUCAAAUUCAACAAGCUUCUUGAGUAUUUCGGGGAAGAAUCAGGCGACAAGAAUUUGCAACCCCAUGAGCUCUUCAACAUCGUCGUAAAGUUCUGCAAGGACUGGCAUCGAGCGCAAGAGCAAGUCUUUGAGUCAGAGAAGAAAAAGAAGAGGGAAGAAAGGAAAAGGCAUAGCAAAAACGGGCAGACACCCAACAACAACAAGACAAACCCGCCACCUCAGAAGAGACCGAACACUGGCAUGCUGAGGGCCUCAGCCAUGCACGACAGGUACAUGUCAACCGCACCUGCGGCUCCAAAGCCAUCAAAAGAACCAGAACAGGCAUCAGAACAGAGACUUGAACAGAGGCCAGCUCCCGCGAUAGAGCAGAUACCUGAACCAGUAUCCGUGCAUGAUCAUCAUUCUCAGCCUACGCACCAUACUGAUACUGCACCAGUUCAUCAGCACGAGCAUCAUUCUCAGCAAACGCAAACGCACCAUAUUGCACCCGUUCAUCAGCAUUCGCAACCACAGCCUACUGCGUCCCCACCUCGUCAAUCAGCUCCGCCCGCUUCGCAACCACAAUCGUCUGCACCCCCUGUGACAACGGAUUAUCAAUACAGAUCACCUCGACGAGAAUCUGCCCCGGCUGUGUCGCCGAUGCAGGCCUCGAGACCAGCUGUCCCAGAGCAUCAGACAACGGAUCAUCAACACAGAUCACCUCGACGAGAAUCCGCCCCGGCUGUGUCGCCGAGGCACGCUUCGAGACCAGCUGUCCAAGAGCAGCAGAGGGACACCUCGCACCAAACGAGGCCACAGCAUGAAAGUUACGCUGCACCGGCUAGUAGCGCAGAACAAAGAGCUGACGAGGAUUACCGAGUCCAGGAGCAACUUCCGAGUAUUACCAGUCAUUCCAUUGACCUCGAAGAUGUGAUCCCUAGGGGUAUGCAGGACCGUGGCCAGCUCGAGCAAGUCUCCUACGAUAUGCCUCCACAACAAGACCAGCAACUCCAACAGUCCAAUUCAAGUGAUGUGAGUGCUGCUCACAUGCGACGAAGGGCCAGACAGAAGCUUAAUGCGGUUCGGCACCAGCGAAAAGCAUCAUCUCCUGCAGAUGAUUCAGCGAGAAGGGAUCCGCCCAGCCAGCAGCAUUACACAUCAUCUCGUGCGGAUCCGCCAAGCCAACAGGAAUACACAGCAUCUCGUGGGGGUCACCAAACAAUGCAAAGACAAACAUCAGCUCCUGUCGUUGGGUCGGAUCCAGUUACGGAACGGUCUGAAGCAAGGCGGGCAUCUGCUACAACAACGUCGGCGUCUUCUAUGAAUCACGCCCGUAACAAAGCGAGGGCACGUCAACGACUGAUGGAGCGAAAGCAAAGAGCUCUGGGACGGUCUUCGUCUCAGGAAUACCACAUCUAA